This is a messenger RNA of Jatropha curcas, 357 nucleotides long. The record is from RefSeq and is a predicted model, not a curated record. Lineage: Eukaryota; Viridiplantae; Streptophyta; Magnoliopsida; Malpighiales; Euphorbiaceae.
AUGGGUAAGAAGCCUCAAAAGACAAAGGAAAUUUCUGUAGCAAUAGCAGAAGCUUCAUCAACAGGAGAUGAAACCCAGCAACAGGCUCAGGCUCCAAGAAAGAGAGGUAGACCGCGCAAGACUAUUACUGAAAAGAUUGAGACUCAUGAAGAUAAAAAAGAAGAACCACAGCAACAAGUUAAUGAAAACCAAUCGAAGAAAGCUAAAAGCAGCUUCACAGAAGAAGAAAAACAAGUAGAGGUCGAAGGACCGCCGGCUUCUACUCGAGGAAAAAAGAAAGAAGAGGAAAAAUCUGAAGAGACGGAACCUCCAAGAAGAAGCAGGAGGAGGAAAAGCAAACCCAGAAAAAGCAGUUAA